AUGGUUACUGAGUCCGUUGUGUCUGGAACCAAAAAACUUCAUCAAAAGUCCGAGUUAGCGGUAAAAGCAGACCAUGUACUAAAGUUUAUGUUCGAUCCCGAAAUUAAUUACGCCCAGGGAAGAGUUCAAGCCAGUAUGAGACACAGAAGUUACCACGUCAGUGUCACAUUAGGGGAUAACCACACAGUUUCUGACAGCAUAUGUGAUUGUGUGAACGGGCAGGAUAAAUGUCACCACAAGGCAUCUCUCCUUUUAUAUGGUUAUAAGAAUGUUAGCAAGACGGAUGUGAGGGCUUCUUGGAUCCAGCAUCCUAAGAAAACACCACCAAAGAAAACAACCACUAUGAAUGAGCUUUUUCCACCUUCACAAAAAGUGGCCAAUUACAGGUAUUCUCAAAAAUAUGAAGAAACUCUGCUGUGGAUAGUGUCAAAAGAACCCCCAUCCCCUACACUGGAUAUUCCUUAUGUAGAAGAUUUAUUGUUGGGAGAAGCUUACACUCGUGCUACAGACAAGAUACAGUGGUUGAAGACAAAUCUUGCUAUCCAAAGGGAGAAAAUAGAGCAGGUUGCACAAUUGACUGUCGGGCAGAGGAACAACCAUCUUUGGGCUUUGGUCAGGAAAAACCGCUUAACUGCAUCCAACUUUGGUAAAGUGCUUGCUGCUAUCCGACGAAAUAGGUUUCCUCCAUCAUUAUUCAAACAGGUUCUGGGCUCUUAUGAUUUGUUAACAAAAGAUGUCAUUCUAUGGGGUAUCAACAAUGAGUCAGUUGCCAAAGCAAAGUAUUGCUCACACGGUGAUGCAGUUGUUGAAGAAACAGGGGUGUGGCUACUUGAAAGUGGUGUUUUAGGGUUAAGUCCUGAUGGGGUUAUCCGCCGUGCAGCAACCCACAAAUAUAACCAUCAAGUAGCUCAACUGACAGAAAUACUGGAGACAAUGAAAUUGAUGCCAGAGAUUUUAUAAGUUAAAUGUCCUUUCAGUGCCAGGAAUAUGACUAUUCCUGAGGCCAUUGUAUCAAUCAAAGACUUCUGUUUAGACUUCCAGGUUCAUGGUGGCAGACAGAUGUACAAGCUAAAGGAAAAUCACAUCUAUUAUGAUCAAGUACAGGGACAGCUAUAUAUUCAGAACAAAUCCGCCUGUGACUUUGUUGUGUGGACCACCAAGGACAUUGCCAUAGUUAGGGUUCUUCAAGACAGCGCAUGGGACCAGAACAUUGCAAAACUUAUUGACUUUUACUUCACGCAAAUAAUCCCCAUUGUUCAGAAGUAAAAUGUCAGUUUAUUUAGUUUUUUCUUCUUCUCUUAUAUUGAUAAACUCAUGUUGCUGAAACAUAACCAAAUGCUGGUGAAAGGUUUCAAAAUAGACCUAUGCUCGAAAGUUAUGGCAAUUAAACCAUGAUGGCUCUCUUUUAGUAACAACACACACUGCAAAAUAGAUUACUAUCUUAACUUGUUGAAAUUAGACAUUGAAAUAGA
This is a messenger RNA of Ostrea edulis (European flat oyster), 1472 nucleotides long. RefSeq lists its product as uncharacterized. The transcript has 9 exons. The record is from RefSeq and is a predicted model, not a curated record. Lineage: Eukaryota; Metazoa; Mollusca; Bivalvia; Ostreida; Ostreidae. The coding region runs from base 1 to 960 and encodes 319 amino acids.